AUGCAGCCAUACUCUGAUACAUUCCGAGCCUACCGCAAGGCCAUGCACCGCGUGCUAGGGACCAAGAACUCCGUUGCACAGUUCAAUGAUCUCCAAGAGGUCGAGGUGCGCAGGUUCCUGCUCCGUGUUCUGGAGAGUCCGACCGAUUUGAAUCAGCAUAUUAGGACCGAGACCGGGGCUGUUAUUCUGAAGAUCGCAUAUGGGUAUAACAUUAACCCGCGCGGUCGAGACCCUCUCGUUGAACUUGCGAAUAAGGCUUUGGAGAAUUUCGCUGUUGCGGCUACCCCGGGGGCUUGGGUUGUUGAUACUGUCCCGUUUUUGAGAUAUAUACCAGCCUGGUUCCCAGGGGCAGGAUUCAAGCGCACUGCUGCGUCCUGGAGGGAUAAUUUAGUUGAAACAACCGAGAAACCGUACCGUCUCGUCCUUCAACAGAUGGAGCAAGGCACGUAUCCAGCCUCAUUCCUAUCCAAGCUGCUAGAGGAAGCACAAGGCCGCCAACUCACCCCGAAGGAGGAGCAAGUCAUAAAGUUCUCCACGGCGUCUCUGUACGCUGGUGGUGUCGAUACAACCGUCUCUACCAUAUCCUGCUUCUUCCUUGCAAUGGCUCUGUACCCAGCCGUCCAGAAAAAGGCACAGGAAGAACUCGACCGUGUCAUUGGACCAAAUAAACUUCCAACUUUCGCCGACCGGGCUAAACUGCCUUAUAUCGAAGCUGUCGUCAACGAGUCUCUCCGGUGGCAUCCCGUCGCCCCAAUGGGCAUCCCGCAUAUGUGCACCGAGGAUGAUGCUUAUGAGGGAUACCUCAUACCUAAGGGCUCUUUGGUUCUGCCUAAUAUAUGGACAUUCACACACGACCCAUCCAUCUACCCAAACCCCACAACAUUCAACCCAGACCGAUUCCUCGCUCCCAACGCACAGCCAGACCCGCACAAUCUGACAUUCGGGUUCGGGCGCAGAGCGUGUCCGGGUAAGAUUCUGGCUGACGCGACGGUGUUCUUGACGAUUGCGAAAUCGCUGGCUGUGUUUGAUAUUUCGGUUGCGGGGGACGGGAGUGCGGAUGCGGCGUUUUUGCCGGGGGUUAUUAGCCACCCCGUGCCGUAUAAGUUGGAUAUUAUUCCUAGGAGUCUGGAUCAUGAGGAGGUCAUUAGGGCUGUGGAGAGGGAGGUUCCCUGGGAGGAGGGGGGUGGGGGGGAUAUUGAUGGGAUUGUAUGGUAG
This is a messenger RNA of Aspergillus puulaauensis, 1215 nucleotides long. RefSeq names its product cytochrome P450. Gene Ontology annotation, molecular function: heme binding; iron ion binding; oxidoreductase activity, acting on paired donors, with incorporation or reduction of molecular oxygen. The record is from RefSeq and is a predicted model, not a curated record. Bases 1 to 1215 code for a protein of 404 amino acids. NCBI's taxonomy places the organism in Eukaryota, Fungi, Ascomycota, Eurotiomycetes, Eurotiales, Aspergillaceae. The transcript has 5 exons.